AUGGCAAAGCAGGCAGAUUCGACCCUCUUCAAGGACGUUACUAUUAUUACGGUAGAUUCCUCGCGAAGAGUCAUCCUAAAGGGUUACGUCCUCGUCUCAGGAUCCCGAAUUCUCCAUGUUGGACCGCAAGAGCCGGAAUUUCUUAGAGCAGACACAAAUGUUUUAUCAUUGCCUGGCCGGAUUAUGAUACCGGGCCUGAUAAACACCCACGCACAUUUGGCUCAGUCACUGCUUCGCGGAUUGGCGGAGGAUUUACGUCUGCAUUCCUGGCUUUGUGAUCGUAUAUGGCCCCUCGAGGCAGCGUACGCAGGAGAGGGGGAUGACGCCGACGGCUAUAUUGCCGCGCGCACGACUAUCUCUGAGAUGCUUUUGAGCGGGACGACUUGUUUUCUGGAAGCCAUGUUAACACACGGAAGUGGAUUUGCCAACGUCGCGCGGGCGGUGUCUGAGAUGGGCAUUCGCGCAUGUCUGGGUAAGCUGGUAAAAUUUGUCGAGACUAAUCCGGCACUCAACAUUUCGGACGCCCGUGACAAAGAUCUCUCGCAUAUGAGUAUCGAGUCCUUAAUGUCAGCUCACAACAAGUUUCAUGGCUCCAGCAACAACCGCAUACACGUAUGGGCAGCAUGCGGCACGCCGCGCGGAGCCCCGCUCUCAUCUUUCGCAGAGGUUGGCCGCGCAUGCAGGGCGCGUGACAUCGGCAUCACCAUGCACUGCGCCGAGGCGCCACAAGAUCUCCCCAUCUUUCGUGAGGUCUACGCAGGACGGACGCCCAUGCAGUUUUGUCGCGACGCGAACCUGGCAGGGCCAAGGAUGGUCUUGGCCCACAUGUGCCACCUCGACUUGGAUACCGACCUCCCGAUCUUGCGCGAGACCGGAACGACGGUGGCGCAUAAUCCAACCAGUAACCUGAAGCUAGCCUCAGGGAUCGCACAGGUGCCGCGUAUGCUUGAGGCCGAGAUCAAUGUAUCGUUGGGCACGGAUGGGGCGCCUUGCAACAAUUCAUACGAUAUGCUACGCGAGAUGCACCUGGCUUCAAUUGUGCAUAAGGGAGCUACCUUGGACGCUACGGCGGUCGGCACUCACGAGGCUUUGGGGAUGGCUACGAUAUGCGGUGCGAAGGCACUGGGCCUCGAGAGAGAGAUUGGGAGUAUCGAGGUCGGUAAGAAAGCCGACCUGGUUGUUCUCGACGUCCAAGGAGCCUGUGCAGCGCCAUGGGAUCAAGACAUGCCCGGCGGUAUGGACCCUGUCAGCUUGGUAGGUGGAACUUGUACGGGAAAGGAUGUGACUCAUGUCAUGGUUGAUGGCUUGAUGUUGGUUCAGGAUAAAAAGCUUAUGUGCGGUGACGAGGCGGAUAUAGUGCUAGCUGCACGAUCGGCUGCGAAAGGCAUUCAAGAGCGUAGUGGGGUCAAGUUUCGUCCAAAGGCUGGUUGGACCUAUGUGAUAUGA
Truncatella angustata is the source of this 1446-nucleotide messenger RNA. RefSeq names its product 5-methylthioadenosine/S-adenosylhomocysteine deaminase. Gene Ontology annotation, molecular function: hydrolase activity, acting on carbon-nitrogen (but not peptide) bonds. The transcript is spliced from 2 exons. Lineage: Eukaryota; Fungi; Ascomycota; Sordariomycetes; Amphisphaeriales; Sporocadaceae. Bases 1 to 1446 code for a protein of 481 amino acids. The record is from RefSeq and is a predicted model, not a curated record.